Messenger RNA from Sorex fumeus (smoky shrew), 1669 nucleotides. RefSeq names its product CDC like kinase 4 (gene CLK4). NCBI's taxonomy places the organism in Eukaryota, Metazoa, Chordata, Mammalia, Eulipotyphla, Soricidae. Gene Ontology annotation, molecular function: ATP binding; protein tyrosine kinase activity. The transcript is spliced from 13 exons. The record is from RefSeq and is a predicted model, not a curated record. Gene Ontology annotation, biological process: regulation of RNA splicing; protein phosphorylation. The coding region runs from base 129 to 1577 and encodes 482 amino acids. Gene Ontology annotation, cellular component: nucleus.
UAGAGGCCGCCCGGGCUGUGAGGGAAGCGGCUGUCGCCAUUUUGUGCGGUGUUUGUCGCAGCGGUCGGAGCGCCUGCACGGCGUUCCGGCGACAUUUUUCGGCGAAGAGGCCUUUUGCCUCCGCCGAGAUGCGGCAUUCCAAACGGCCCCACUGCCCUGAGUGGGAGGGCCGGGAGAGCUGGGGCCACGGGAGCGGCAGCUGCAGCCACAAGCGGCGGCGGCGGUCCCACAGCAGCACGCAGGAGAGCAGGCGCUGCCGCGGCCCACGCCGAUUUCGGGACUCGGAUUGUCAUUAUUUCGAAGCCCGCGCCCUGCACAAGCGUGAUUACCGGGACCGAAGAUAUGUGGAUGAGUACAGGCAUGAGUUCUGUGAAGGCUAUGUCCCUAGGCUGUACCCUCGUGACGCGGCGCCCAGCGCUUAUCGGCUCCACAGCAGCAAGUCCUCGGUCCGCAGCCGGCGCAGCAGCCCUAGAAGGAGGCACCCCCAGCAGUGCUCAGCACGCCCCUCCUACUCGAAGAGCCACCGAAGGAAAAGAUCCAGGAGUAUAGAGGAUGAUGAGGAGGGCCAUCUGGUGUGUCAAAGUGGAGACGUUCUGAGAGCAAGAUAUGAAAUCGUGGACACACUGGGUGAAGGCGCUUUUGGCAAAGUUGUAGAGUGCAUAGACCACGGCAUGGACGGUAUGCACGUAGCCGUGAAAAUUGUAAAAAAUGUUGGUCGGUACCGUGAAGCUGCUCGGUCCGAAAUCCAAGUGUUGGAGCACUUAAAUAGCACUGACCCAAAUAGUGUCUUUCGCUGUGUACAAAUGCUGGAGUGGUUCGACCAUCAUGGCCACGUGUGCAUAGUGUUUGAGCUGCUGGGGCUCAGCACCUACGAUUUCAUUAAAGAGAACAGCUUCCUGCCCUUCCAGAUUGACCACAUCCGACAGAUGGCCUACCAGAUCUGCCAGUCCAUCAACUUCCUCCACCACAACAAACUCACACACACGGAUCUGAAGCCCGAGAACAUCCUAUUUGUCAAGUCCGACUAUAUCGUCAAAUAUAACUCCAAGAUGAAGCGCGAUGAGCGCACGCUCAAGAACACCGACAUCAAAGUGGUGGACUUCGGAAGUGCCACCUACGACGAUGAGCAUCACAGCACCUUAGUGUCUACUCGGCACUAUCGCGCGCCGGAGGUCAUUCUGGCCCUUGGUUGGUCACAGCCAUGUGACGUAUGGAGCAUCGGGUGCAUCCUCAUCGAGUACUACCUCGGCUUCACGGUCUUCCAGACUCAUGACAGUAAGGAGCACCUGGCAAUGAUGGAGCGGAUACUAGGGCCCAUACCGCCCCAUAUGAUUCAGAAAACAAGAAAACGCAAGUACUUCCACCGCAACCAGCUCGACUGGGAUGAGCACAGCUCCGCCGGCCGCUAUGUCCGCAGGCGCUGUAAGCCACUGAAGGAGUUCAUGCUGAGCCACGAUGAGGAGCAUGAGAAGCUGUUUGACCUGGUCCGCAGGAUGCUGGAGUACGACCCGGUACAGAGGAUCACCUUGGAUGAAGCCCUGCGGCAUCCUUUCUUUGACCUGCUGAACAAGAGAUGAGACGUUAAAGCCAGAUGAAAGACUGUUGGUCGGUUGGCCGGCGUCCAAACAUUCUCUUAUUUUUGUAAACAGUAAAUUAUUUUGUACAGGCA